Messenger RNA from Peronospora matthiolae, 513 nucleotides. Lineage: Eukaryota; Oomycota; Peronosporomycetes; Peronosporales; Peronosporaceae. The record is from the annotation of a GenBank genome assembly.
AUGAACUCCCCCGAAUCAAGCAAACAGUCAGCUUUCAUGCCCCAUCUCCAGCGCAGAGCCCACCAGUGUCACGUCGACACGAGUCCACUACCAGCUGAAAUCCAGACUUCAACACGGUUCCACGAGCAGAAGAGCGUUGUCGAUGGUGUUGACGUUGUUGUUGUUGUUGUUGUUGUUGAUCAUGAUCUCCGCGCCAUCGUCGCGCGUCAGAGAAAGAGGAUGAAGCGCCACGUUUGCAACCGCUGCUCCCCGGUCUUUGUUCGAAUGGAAGGACAGACGAAGCAGCUCUUUUCGUGCCCAUCGGCGGUCCAGCUCCGCUACCGACAUGCACUAGGGGAGCGACGAGAGGUCCUUUUUUUCCAAGUCGGCUGCACGUUCCACGCGCUUGCUCGUGCUUUUUUGGGCGCAACCGGAUGGAUAGCCACGGUCUUUGACGAUCGACAUUACUGCAUUAAGGAACCGGAACACUUGCGAAGACACGGGACGGCGCCGGUUUCCCAGACCAGUUGGUAG